This is a messenger RNA of Corylus avellana, 1427 nucleotides long. Its product is annotated as NHL domain-containing protein. The record is from RefSeq and is a predicted model, not a curated record. Lineage: Eukaryota; Viridiplantae; Streptophyta; Magnoliopsida; Fagales; Betulaceae.
UUAUCAUCGGUCACUCCCUUGUCUCCCACCAUUUCGCUCCAACAAAGGGUAAAGGUAAAGGUAAAGGUUUGCUUACGCUGCAAGUAGAACACCCUCCAUCCGCGCGAACAUGGCCUCUCUGCUCGCUCUCUUACUCCUCUUCAACCUCGCUUCACUUCACGUUUCAGCCGGGAUCGUUCUCGAGGACGGGUACACAGUGAGCACAGUGAUCGACGGCCACAAGCUAAACAUAAAUCCACACUCGAUCCUUCCUCGAUUCGGUUCGUCUGAUUUCGUGGUCCUUGAUUCCGCCGGUAGUGCCUUCUACACUGUUUCUUUUCCCAUAUCCAAAGAGAGUGCGGUGAAACCGUUAUCCGGAGAUGGGGUUCAUGAGUAUUCGGACGGGGAAUCGGGUUCGGCACGUUUCAAUAAGCCCGGGAGCUUUGCAGUUGAUCUAAAAGGGAAUGUCUAUGUCGCUGAUACUAAGAAGAAAAGCCGUGUCAUUCGAAAGAUUAGUGACUCAGGUGUGACAACAAUUGCUGGAGGAUACUCAGAGAAGCCAGGCCGUGAGGAUGGACCUGCACAGAAUGCGUCAUUCUCGGAUGAUUUUGAGAUAUCUUUUGUUCCCGAAAUAUGCGCCUUACUGAUUUCAGAUCAUGGGAAUCAAUUGGUCCGCCAAAUUGGUCUCAAGGCCGAGGAUUGUGCCAGUGGUUCUAAAGUUGCAACGGGAGCAAUUUCAAUUUGGGUUCUGGGAUUGGGACUUUCCUGUUUACUUGGAUUUAUUGUUGGGAUUGCCAUUCGCCCUUAUAUCAUCCCUCGUCGAGGCUACAGCCCCCUCAGUUUCAGCAAGACAUGGAAGCAUUGCCUAACCCUUCUGGAGAAACCAGUACUGAUACUCUGCUUCGACAUCAAAAGCGCAGUUGCUAGCUCCUCGCAUUACGCACUCUUAAGGAGACUCUUUUGGUUGAGCCUCUCUCAUCUCACUCUUCUGUUUAGGAUUAACAAAGCAAAAUAUCCAAUCUUGCGUAAGGAAUCUGUAUCUUUAAUCGACUCUGAUGACAUAAGUAGUAGUAGUAGUAGUAUAACAAAGUCAGACAUCUAUGCUGAGCAGUUGAAGGAUUUGGUAGCCUUUGAUGGAAGCCUGGAUUUGUUAAGCAUGGCUGACAAACUCAACCAAGAUGAUUAUAGUAAGGAGGGAACCCAUGUUUUGUCCGACUGCCAUGGAACAAUAGAUGCUAUGAUACAGGCUAACAUCAUGGGUUUCGUAGAGCCAUCUAAAGAAACAACCCCAGUGGAGGGGUCUUUGUUAGCUGCCACUCCGGGUUUGGUUAAGCGGAGAAGCAAAUAAUCAAAAGGCAAACUCCUUGUGUAUUUAGUUCUAUGACUUGUUAAUGACCAUUGCUGACAAUACCUAUCUCCCUUUAAUUCCUUGUGAUAUUUUUUGGUUU